Molecule: messenger RNA, 7153 nt
Organism: Peromyscus maniculatus bairdii (prairie deer mouse)
Lineage: Eukaryota; Metazoa; Chordata; Mammalia; Rodentia; Cricetidae
Source: RefSeq, a predicted model, not a curated record
CUUGUUCACUCCGUUCCGCAGGCACAUCUCGCGAGGCUGCAGGCAGGGCAGGGCCCGACAUGGCGGAAGAGGAGGUGGCCAAGUUGGAGAAGCAUUUGAUGCUUCUUCGGCAAGAGUACGUCAAGCUGCAGAAGAAACUGGCAGAGACGGAGAAAAGAUGCGAGCUUUUGGCUGCACAGGCAAACAAGGAGAGUAGCAGUGAGUCCUUCAUCAGCCGCUUGCUGGCAAUAGUGGCAGGUCUCUAUGAGCAGGAGCAGUACAGUGAUUUGAAGAUCAAGGUUGGGGGCAGGCACAUCAGUGCUCACAAGUUUGUCCUGGCAGCUCGCAGUGAUAGCUGGAGUCUGGCCAACUUGUCUUCCACAGAGGAGCUAGACUUGUCAGAUGCGAAUCCUGAGGUGACAAUGACCAUGCUUCGCUGGAUCUAUACCGAUGAGUUAGAGUUCAGAGAGGAUGAUGUGUUCCUGACUGAGUUGAUGAAACUGGCUAAUCGCUUUCAACUCCAGCUCCUUAGGGAGAGAUGUGAGAAGGGUGUUAUGUCUCUGGUGAAUGUUAGGAACUGCAUUCGCUUCUAUCAAACUGCCGAGGAAUUAAAUGCCAGCACACUGAUGAACUACUGUGCAGAAAUUAUUGCAAGUCACUGGGAUGACUUGCGAAAGGAGGACUUCAGUAGCCUGAGUGCUCAGUUGUUAUACAAAAUGAUCAAAUCCAAGACAGAGUACCCACUACAUAAAGCUAUCAAAGUGGAGAGAGAAGAUGUAGUCUUCCUCUAUCUUAUUGAAAUGGAUUCUCAGCUCCCUGGGAAGCUGAACGAAAUGGAUCAUAAUGGAGAUCUUGCAUUAGAUCUGGCUCUUUCACGGCGACUAGAGAGUAUUGCUACCACUCUGGUUAGUCAUAAAGCUGAUGUGGACAUGGUAGACAAGAAUGGCUGGAGCUUGUUACAUAAAGGAAUCCAAAGAGGAGAUCUCUUUGCUUCUACAUUCCUCAUUAAGAACGGGGCCCUUGUCAAUGCUGCCACAUUGGGGGCCCAGGAGACCCCGUUACACCUUGUAGCGUUGUAUAGUUCAAAGAAAUACUCAGCAGAUGUGAUGUCUGAGAUGGCGCAGAUUGCAGAGGCCCUCCUACAGGCUGGCGCCAACCCCAACAUGCAGGACAGCAAGGGCAGGACUCCCUUACACUUGUCCAUCAUGGCCAGGAAUGAAUAUGUGUUCAACCAGCUGCUGCAGUGUAAACAGUUAGACUUAGAGCUGAAGGAUCACGAGGGCAGUACUGCGCUCUGGCUUGCCGUCCAGUACAUCACCGUGUCUUCUGACCAGUCCGUCAACCCCUUUGAAGACCUUCCUGUGCUGAACGGAACGUCCUUUGAUGAGAACAGCUUCGCAGCCAGGCUCAUCCAACGCGGCAGCAACACUGAUGCUCCAGAUGCAGUGACGGGAAAUUGUCUACUACAGCGAGCAGCCGGGGCAGGAAAUGAGGCUGCAGCUCUUUUCCUGGCUACCAGCGGUGCCCAUGCCAACCACAGGAACAAAUGGGGAGAAACUCCUUUGCAUACAGCUUGUCGGCAUGGGCUGGCCAACCUCACAGCAGAGCUCCUGCAGCAAGGUGCCAAUCCAAACCUGCAGACUGAGGAGGCUCUGCCUGUGCCUAAAGAGACUCCGGUCCUAAUGGGUUCUGCAGAUGGCAUCUACCUGCAGACACCGUUGCACAUGGCAAUUGCCUAUAACCAUCCAGAUGUGGUAUCUGUCAUUCUGGAGCAAAAAGCCAAUGCUCUUCAUGCCACCAACAACUUAGGGCAUGUUUAUUUCCCAGGCAUGCACACAAUCGCUGCCCAGCUUCUGGGCUCUGGAGCAUCUAUCAAUGACACCAUGUCAGAUGGGCAGACUUUGCUGCACAUGGCCAUACGGAGGCAGGACAGUAAGAGUGCACUCUUCCUCCUGGAGCACCAAGCCGAUAUAAACGUCAGGACUCAGGAUGGGGAGACUGCCCUUCAGCUGGCUAUCAAAAAUCAGCUUCCACUAGUAGUUGAUGCCAUAUGUACUCGAGGAGCUGACAUGUCUGUGCCAGAUGAAAAAGGGAACCCACCACUGUGGCUUGCCUUGGCAAGUAAUCUGGAAGACAUCGCUUCCACUCUGGUCAGACAUGGUUGUGAUGCCACAUGCUGGGGCCCAGGACCCAGUGGGUGUCUUCAGACACUUCUGCACAGAGCCAUUGAUGAAAACAAUGAGUCCACUGCCUGCUUUCUUAUUCGAAGUGGCUGUGAUGUGAAUAGUCCCAGACAACCAGGUACUGAUGGAGAAGGAGAAGAGGAGGCAAGAGAUGGGCAGACCCCCCUGCAUUUGGCAGCCUCAUGGGGGCUGGAAGAGACAGUUCAGUGUCUUUUGGAAUUCGGUGCCAAUGUCAAUGCACAGGAUGCAGAAGGAAGAACACCUAUCCAUGUGGCCAUCAGCAACCAGCAUAGUGUCAUCAUUCAGCUGUUGAUUUCUCACCCUAACAUUGAGUUGAGUGUACGAGACAGACAAGGGCUGACCCCGUUCGCCUGCGCCAUGACUUACAAGAACAAUAAGGCAGCUGAGGCCAUUCUAAAGCGAGAGUCUGGGGCUGCUGAGCAGGUAGAUAAUAAAGGUCGGAAUUUUCUUCACGUGGCAGUUCAGAACUCUGACAUCGAAAGUGUCUUGUUCCUGAUCAGUGUCCAGGCCAAUGUGAACUCCAGAGUCCAGGAUGCUUCCAAGUUGACCCCACUGCACCUUGCUGUUCAAGCAGGCUCAGAGAUCAUUGUCCGAAAUCUGCUUCUUGCAGGAGCCAAAGUGAAUGAAUUAACCAAGCAUCGUCAGACCGCCCUCCAUCUUGCUGCCCAGCAGGACCUGCCCACCAUCUGCUCAGUCCUUCUAGAGAAUGGAGUGGACUUUGCUGCUGUGGAUGAGAAUGGAAAUAAUGCUCUUCAUCUUGCGGUCAUGCAUGGUCGACUCAACAACAUCCGAGCUCUUCUGACAGAGUGCACAGUGGAUGCUGAAGCCUUUAAUCUGAGAGGCCAGUCACCACUACACAUUCUGGGACAAUAUGGCAAAGAGAAUGCAGCAGCCAUCUUUGAUCUCUUCUUAGAGUGCAUGCCUGAAUAUCCUCUGGACAAACCAGAUGCAGAAGGUAACACAGUGCUGCUCUUAGCAUACGUGAAAGGGAAUGCCAACUUGUGCCGUGCCAUCGUUCGGUCUGGGGCUCGCCUUGGGGUGAAUAAUAACCAAGGAAUCAACAUUUUCAAUUACCAGGUUGCCACUAAGCAGCUUCUGUUUAGAUUACUAGAUAUGCUCUCCAAGGAGCCUCCGUGGUGUGACGGCUCCAACUGCUAUGAGUGCACUGCCAAGUUUGGAGUCACAACUCGCAAGCAUCACUGUCGUCACUGCGGCCGUCUUCUCUGCCAUAAAUGCUCAACCAAGGAGAUCCCUAUUAUAAAGUUUGACCUGAACAAGCCUGUGCGGGUUUGCAACAUUUGCUUUGAUGUACUGACUCUGGGUGGAGUCUCUUAGUGAGCCCCCAAGAGGGUCCAGGCCUGCAUCCCCUGGUACCUCCCCCAGCAGCUGCUCUACUCACCAGCCUGCCUCCUACCCAGAGCAAGAGCUGGCAGUUGUCUUCCUCUGUGGCAGAAGACUGGAACAAUUACAGACCAUGGUGUGAUCCCAUUUCAGAUGAUCCUGUAUGACUGUGUCAAACUGUGGUCUAUUGCACUAGAUGUCUCACUGGUUGGACCAGGCCAGUGUAGCCUGGGUGACUCAUGUGACAGGCAUCGGCUAGCAGCACAUAAGGACACUUGGAGUCAAUGUUCCCUUCUGAUAGUAUAGCGUCCAUCUCGGAGAAUUCACAGUCUUCCUGCCUGGGCUGACUCAGAGGCAGAGCCUGACAGAGUAGAGAGCAGCUGCCAGACAGAGCUGAUUACUCUAGGGUGGUGGCUUCUCUGCGUGGCUAUGGCCUUUAAUGCACAGUGUUUUCAUAAAGAUAAUAGGAACCUCUUGCCCUCAAGUCUUUUCUUUCUUUUUUAAGCUAAGCUGUAUUUUUUAGUGAGCUGCCCCUUUUAAAAAGGUGAAAUCUUUCUAAACAGGGUUCAAAGAUGAGAGCUGAAAAAUUGUGGCCUUAACAACCGAAAGCUUUACCAAUGUUGAUACUGCUGGGUGUCAGAGUGCAGUGGCAGCUUGACACCUAGCAGCUGUCUCAUUCUCUCGUCUUGCUGCGUCCUGUCUGUGGAGUCCUCAGUCGCUGCCACUUGAGUGGUAGAAGAAAUGCACUUUGACUGUGCUGCACUUUUUCUAAAGCUGCAUCAUUGGUGAAUCCAACUCAAAAAUCCCUUCACAUCCCUUCUAUAGUGGCUCUGAUGGCCAGCUCGGACUAAACCUCAGCACACACUGAUCUUAAAGGGAAAACUGCCAAGAAGGAAGAAACUCAUACUGAUGAGAAAGAUGAGUAUGACUUCAGUCCAGGUCCUCCCUCCCUGACACAUCCUUCCUGCUAAAAGCUUGCCAUGCAUGCUGAGUGCUGCUGGGGCCAGCUGAGUAGUGCCCUGCCCAUCAGAGCCAGCAGCCAGGGCCCUGGCCAAACUAUGAGCAGCCUGUUUUGGAAGUCUGGCUGAAAUGUGGAGCAAGGCUCUGAAGCACAGGGCGUUGGUUCUUCCUGCUGCCUGUAUUAACCCUGGGAUGCUGGGCCUCUUUCUUUUUAAUGUUUGGCCAGUGUUUGGGGUUGUUUAUGGUUUGGAAUUUAAUUUUUUUUUCAAUUUUAUUAUAUUGCACACUGAAGGAGAAAGUUCCUACUACUUUUUUUUUUAAAGAAACAAAAACACAACUACUCUGAGAUGAACACUAGUUAUACUCAGAUUAACAAUGUCAAUCCCACACACUGAUCUUUUUGAGACAUUUAAUAGCCCCCCAUUAUUUGCAUUAAUGGAGUUCAGAUGUAUGAAUAAAAGGGACUUCUUUUGGCAUCGAUUUCUUUCUUGGAUAGUGGUAUGUCCUCCAUUCUGUAGAGUUAGACUUUUUAACUGCCUACAUACAUAGAAAAUGUGCUGAGAAACCAGUGUGCUACUUCCUGAAAAUACUUGUGUGAUUUAUAUGUUUAAUAUUAGCUUGUAUGCAGGGGUUGAAAGGAAGAGUUACUUGGAGGAGUGCCACUGUCCCCUAGCCUGUGACUUACUUCAUAGGGAAUUUUUAUGGAAAUAUUUAGCCAGUCUUGGCCAGCAACUAUAUGAAGGAAGCAUGUGGUCUGUUUCCAAUUUAUUGUUGCCUAAAGGAGAUCACAGAGCCCUAGAAUUUAGUUGGUACCAUGAUUUUUUUUUUUUUUUUUUUUAAUGAGGAAGGUAAUUAUGGUUCUGCUAUGAACCAAGGUGGUUGGUACACAUAAACUUGUUUUUUUUAUGAUCACAGUGGAGAGGGGAAAAUAGGAAAUCAGGAUGAAGCCGACCAUUUUGUCCUUGCCCUACAACACCAGUUUCAGUAACAGUUUUGCCUAUAACUGUACUUAAAACCUGAAGAUCAUGCCCCAAAAUAUGUGGGUUCAAGCUUCUAUUCCUUCAGAGGUCAACAUAGUGACCAGCUAUGGCGGAAAGAGGCUGUGUGACUUGGGCAUUGGUACCCAUGCUGUAGACAUGGCUCAGGCAUCCUUGCACAGCCUGACCAUGCCAUCCAUGCUCCCUGCCCUACACUCCUGCUGUGCACUGCCCUGGCCAGGACCAGACUUCUGUGUCUUUCCUGUGCUCUCUCCGUGCUGACCAGACUUCACCAUGAAACUGCUUAGCUGUUCUUGUUCAGUCUUAAUCAGUACCUUGACAACUUGCAGCAAAACUUCAUUUUAUUAAUUCAAAAGGUUGCCAGUUGUGAAUGAGCAGAGCAGGAAGAAUCAACAUCACUGAAACACAACUGCUGCAUCAGUUAGCACUGCUGUGCUUGCCUAGCUGUUUAACUGCUCUUAUGCAUCUCUAGUCUUACGGUGUACUGCAUCAUUAGGGCUUUUGUUUUUUUAAAGACAGGUACAAACCAUGUGCUGAAACUAGUUUGCUAUGAUCCUCUAACAGCGAUGUCCCACCAGCUUAAGUGCCUACACUGAGGACUCCCUUGUUUCCAGUUGUCUUUCACUGGUGUCUCACUCAGUGAUGUGUUACAACACUAGUUCUGGGCCUAUUCCACCCCAAAAACCAAUUCAGUCAAGGCUGAAUAUUAGACUGCUCAGUUCACCUGCCAUAUUCUCUCCAAGGAGUGGGGUCCACAUGAUGUUUUUAUCCUCUACCUCAGAGCCCUGAGUUGUUUCUGACUGUCAGCUUCCUCCUUUUCCUUGAAUGGGUCUUUCAGGGAACUGGGUGUGUGGUCUCACUGCCCUUCCCAAGUCGUGCCUGCCCCCCAUACUCAACUGUUCCAGCCCUAGGCUUGUUCGCAGACAAGGGGUGGAUGGCAAAGCCUCCAUCUAGGAUUUCCUUACUUGGAGAAAAGAACUUGGCUGAACUGCCAAAUACUUCGGCCUGAGAGGCAGCAAUAGCAUCAUGUACAAGUACAUGUAUGCCUCCCUCACAAACACGGGCUUCCUUCAGGUCCAGCCCCCUAGAGCCACCUGAAGCCAAAGAGUUCCCUUGCCAGCCCAACAGAGGAAGCAGCUCAGCAAAGGCCUCUGAGCCAUGCUCACUACAGAACUGAUCUAAUGAAAACCUGAGUGUGUGACUGGUUAACUAAAUAGUUAAAUUCCCAAGGUCAAAGAUGCCUUAAAGCCUUUCUCUGGAGGAUCACUGCCUAUACAGUUCCUCUUUCGUGUGGCGUAAAUAAUACAUUAACUGUUACAACUGACAGCACUGGUUUUCUAUAGCAAGGGAGUCUGGGGAUGGCUGGACUUACUGACUUGCCUGUUUGUGAGCCGUGUGGAGCUGGGUGUUCUGUGACAUCCUUGUAGGACCAAGGACAAGGCAGCAGCUGGGCCUUUAAAACUGCAGGCACAUGUUUGGAUAGAUCACUUUGGCUUCCAAACCACUCUGGUGGUGCUCAGUGUGGGAAUGACAGCAUCAUCUGGGACCAUGGCGCUUAGCAGCAUUGUUUCUUUGGAGUCUGUGUAAUGGAAUGUAUUUUUCAAAUAUUGAUAUUUUCAUUUUCUGUAAUAAUUCCUUAUAAUAAAAAUGAGGCAAAAUUGUGAAUCUUAA